UCUCUGCUCAAGUGACACCCCAGUGAUCACACAACCAGCUGUUUGAAAUGUGUAAAUAAAACAGAAUAACCAUUUCACUAGGUUUUAGUGGACAAAGAAAACGAUGAAAGAUGUGCCAGACCCGUUUUAUCGAGUGGCUGUCCAAAUGGAGGUUGUGGAUACUGCCGUUUUUCAUAUUUCUAUAUGGAAUCGCUGCUUUGGUUUUUGUGCCUCUUUUUCUGGCUAAGUCUUUGGAAGACGGUUUUAAUCGACACGAUGAAGAAAUAUGGAUAGCGGGCGCGUUCGUUCUAGUAGCCAUCCCUAUUUCUCUGUACGAAAUUAUCCAACACGUUAUACAUUACACGCAGCCAAAAUUACAAAAACAUAUAAUUCGGGUCCUGUGGAUGGUUCCGAUUUACGCAUUGAACGCGUGGUUAGGUCUAAUCUAUCCCAAAGAGUCGGUAUAUGUGGAUAGUUUGCGAGAAUGCUAUGAAGCUUACGUAAUAUACAAUUUCAUGAAGUAUUUAUUGAAUUACUUAAAUAUGGAGUCAGAUUUGGGCAGGAACCUGGCAAUGAAACCUCAAGUUAAACACUUCUUCCCGCUAUGCUGCCUUCCGGAUUGGGAAAUGGGUUGGGAGUUGGUCCACAUAUGCAAACACGGGAUACUUCAGUACACAAUUAUACGUCCGCUGACGACUGCCAUUUCAUUCCUCUGUAAAAUCUUGGGCCUAUACGGCGAGGGGGAAUUUCGCGGAAAUGUCGCGUUCCCAUACUUAAUUGCUAUCAAUAACCUUUCGCAGUUUAUUGCCAUGUAUUGCUUGGUAAUGUUCUACAAGGCAAAUCAGGAGGAACUGAAGCCAAUGAAACCAUUAGCAAAAUUUUUGUGCAUCAAAGCCGUAGUGUUUUUCUCGUUCUUCCAAGGAGUGGCUAUCGCCAUCUUGGUCUAUGUUGGGGUGAUUACCUCCUCUGACUCUUCCAGUGACGGCCUGUCACUGUCCGCUAGGCUGCAGGAUUUUCUCAUAUGCAUUGAAAUGUGUUUGGCUGCAAUAGCGCAUCACUACAGUUUCUCUUAUAAACCAUAUACCAGACUUGGGAGCGAUUACACCAGGGAAUGGUACAUGGCUUUUCUGGCCAUGUGGGAUAUUUCGGACGUUCACAGGGAUAUCCAAGAGCACUUAGGCAUAUUGAGCGGCUCCAUAAGCAGGCGCAUACGAGGCCGCAGCAUGUAUGACAUACCAGCCGGCCAUUAUAAUUUGUCGGACGAUUCGGAGCCGCCCCGAGUGCAUCAGAGCCUUCCGACGACAUUCUACCAAAACGACAGCGACGAAUACUUUAUUAACUACGGCUCGAUGAACUCAAGCCGGCAACUGGCGAACGAGCAUAGUGAUAUUUAAUUGAUAUGUGAUAUAGCUAGGAAGAAACAUGAAACUUAAAAAAUUAAAUUCGUAGGGGGUGUUUUCUCAUAGUUCGGCGGCUUUAGUUUUUUUUUUGUCGUUAGAUGUAUUAACGUGAAUAUUUAUAGCGUUGUCCCGUUGUUUUAUGAGGUCAAGAAUUCGUGAACAAUUUUCUAACCGAACCAAAUUUUGUGAGGAAACAAAACGGUAUAUAGGGGAUAAUCUUUUUUGUAGCUUUUUCCAAUGUUACCAAAUUAGCCCCUGGAACACCCCAGCGGGUUUGUGAUAGAUAAAUCAUAUGAAAACUCUGCAUUACUCUAGUUAAGUUGCGUCCCAAGGAUCAUCAUUAAUUUUUAUUUUAAAUUUAUUUUCGUUUUUGUUAAAUUUAUAUAGAAUAUAUAUAUUUUUACU
Messenger RNA from Cylas formicarius (sweet potato weevil), 1784 nucleotides. RefSeq names its product transmembrane protein 184C. Lineage: Eukaryota; Metazoa; Arthropoda; Insecta; Coleoptera; Brentidae. The record is from RefSeq and is a predicted model, not a curated record. Gene Ontology annotation, biological process: transport. Bases 111 to 1373 code for a protein of 420 amino acids. Gene Ontology annotation, molecular function: transporter activity. The transcript is spliced from 7 exons.